Messenger RNA from Pieris macdunnoughi, 2040 nucleotides. The record is from the annotation of a GenBank genome assembly. Lineage: Eukaryota; Metazoa; Arthropoda; Insecta; Lepidoptera; Pieridae.
AUGUUAUAUCACCAUAAAGAACAACAUGAUCAGAAGAAACGUCAGCGUCCAAGAGACAUGUCCUUGGCUGAGCCACCACACACCAUGGAGAUAGCCCAGAUUCUGAUGUCGCUGUUGCACGCCUGGGGACUGGAUCCAGACCUCGAUAGGGUCUGCGAAUCAAAACUUGGACUGCUGAGGCCCAUGGUGCCGGUAUGUUUCGGUGUGGUCUCCCGUCAUGGACACAUGGCUGUCCAGCUGCCAAGUUGUCUUGGAGCCUGGAUUGACUCCUUUGCUCAUAUGCCAGUCGACCAUAUGCUGUUGAGUUCAAACCUUCCGCCGGAGCUGGUUGCGCAGGAGAAGUUGACUAGGCUUUUCAGCUCGAAGCUACACUGGGAACUGAGCACAACAUUGACGACGAAUCAUCUUUUGUCUAUUGUCGCGUUGGCGAACACUCUCAUGUCUAUGAGUAAUGCCAGUUUUGUGCCGGAACAGGAAGUUGCCAGACGAAUGCACAGACCCACAACCCGUACACCAUCGUGGGGUGGUGACGAGGAAAGAGAGGAACAGAUCGCAGCCCAACAAGCUCACAUCAAGCAGGGCUGGUCUCUCUUGGCCACGCUGCACUGUGUGCUUUUGCCGGACAAAGUGGUGGCUGCAGGUGCAAAGAACUUUAAGAGGCCCCAAGUGGAGAUGCUAGCACGCAGAUGGCAGCACCAUUGCCUCGAAGUUCGUGAUGCUGCUCAAGCGCUGCUGCUCGCCGAACUUGCUAGGUUGGGACCAAAAGGCCGUAAAGCGUUGGUUGACAAUUGGUCCCAAUAUUUACCCUUAUACACACAUACGGAAAGCAUAAAUCCGCAAGCGGCCCAGAAGGAACCAGCUGAGAAGAUUGUUAAAGACCCAGAAGAAGAGUUCGAAGAGGAAGAAGAGGAGAUUGUGCGUAAGCCAUCUUCUAUCGCAGAACUGAAGAGGAAGCAGACAACCGCAGUUGUUCUUUUGGGAGUUAUCGGUGCCGAGUUCGGACAGGAUAUUACCAGCGAAGGUGCAGGCAACAAGAGACGCAAAGAUGGUGACAGCAGAAAGAGUUCCAUUGUUGAAGGGUUCACAUUAAGCGCUUCGAAUAACCUGGCGCGCUUGACAGCGUUGGCAUUGACGCACCUGCUCCUUGCGCCCGGAUCCGCUCGUCUCCCCGCCCAUACGCCCUUGCGACGCGCAGCCGUCGACCUCUUGGGGCGGGGCUUCGCUGUAUGGGAGCCGUAUUUGGACGUUAGCCAUGUGCUGUUGGGUCUUCUGGAAAUGUGCUCGGACGCUGAUAAGCUGGUCCCGUCUAUGACGUAUGGUCUUCCUCUGACAGCUCAGGCCGACUCUUGCCGUACUGCGAGGCACGCCCUCACUCUCAUCGCUACUGCUCGCCCAGCAGCCUUCAUUACCACGAUGGCUCGCGAGGUUGCCCGCUGCGCCUCGGCCCCCUCCGGUGCUCCGCCUCCGGCUGCUGCCCUGGCGCUGCAGAGGGGCAGGGCUGAGGUGCUCAGGGGUAUUGAACUGCUCAUUGACCGGAUGCAUCAUGAGGUGGCACCGCUCUUGGUCGAGGUAAUGGAUAUAAUCUUACACUGCGUGGACCAGUCUCAUUUGAAGAGCAAAGGGCUCAACGAAGUGUUUCCAGCAAUAUGUCGAUACAACCAGGUCUCGCAUUGCCCUGCUACCAGGCGGAUUGCAGUGGGUAGCCACACGGGUCAACUCGCGAUAUACGAGUUGCGGGCGGGUAGAUGCCAGUCGCUGGCAGCCCACACUGGCCCUGUUACGGCCUGUGCCUUUAGCCCAGACGGGAGGUAUCUGGUUUCCUAUGCCACGUCUGACAAUAGGCUGUCUUUCUGGCAGACCAGCGCUGGUAUGUUUGGUUUGGGAGCGGCUCAAACGCGUUGCGUAAAAUGUUAUAGUACAGCGCCAAUGGCGGACGUGACUCGGCUGAAUCCGGCUAGAUUGGCUCGUCUCGUUUGGAGCUCAUCACGGUCUGUUACACUGAUGCUGGCUGACGGAUCCGAAACACGAUUCAAUAUUUAA